Molecule: messenger RNA, 2520 nt
Organism: Loa loa (African eye worm)
Lineage: Eukaryota; Metazoa; Nematoda; Chromadorea; Rhabditida; Onchocercidae
Product: histone-lysine N-methyltransferase
Exons: 17
Coding region: 86-2353 (755 amino acids)
Cellular component (GO): nucleus
Molecular function (GO): zinc ion binding; protein-lysine N-methyltransferase activity; p53 binding
Source: RefSeq, a predicted model, not a curated record
CUAGUUUCAGGUUAUUGUUAUAAGGACGCUGUUGUCGUUGUGUAGUGAAUUUACGUUUCCGUAUAAAAAGAAUUAAAUUUGAUUGAUGGAAAUGGAGGAAGGGGAGGGAGAGAAUCCGGUGACAAACUGCAAUUUUGAUCCAUGUACUGCUGGUAGUAGCGAAAACACAUAUCCAUGCCAGUGUUACUGCAUCAGGCUAAGUCGAAAUGAAACACCUCUGGAACCGAAUGUGCGCUGCUCAUGCACGGGGGAAGACCGACGUUACGGCAUAAAAUAUCGAUGCCGAAGGAAAGCGUUGACAUUUUCGUCGAGCGUUAUUGAUGGGAAAACUAUAGAACAAUCAUUUUGUUCGAUCCACGCAGAAAUGGUUCACCAACAUCGAUUAUGUCUUGUUUGUUAUGCUUUCUGCACGGAGGGCGAAUUGAAAGUCUGCAAUGAAUUAGGAGUACAGCAUUGGAUGCACGCUGAUUGCUAUCAUUCAUGGAAAGAAGCGUGCUGUCAUUGCAAUAUUCUUUAUUCUGCUUCAUCUCAUUUCACCUUGUUUCCUUAUAAAGAUCCUUUGUUCGAGAAACUUGGAACUGUUUUUCCGAAAAUGACUCGAGGGUCGCAGUUGAAUGUUUUGGCUCUUUGUGAGAAAGAAAACUAUUCAUGGUUAAUAUCAGAACUGGAUUCAUUUCAUUCUAUUUGCUCCAGUUUAACGACAGAACGUCCGCUUCACAUAAGAAGCCAAUUGCUUUUGCGUGAACUUUGGAGGACUUUUCGAGCCGAUAAAUCGCCCUAUGAACGUCGCAAGUACUAUUUGGAUAGCAUAAAGUUUGCAAUACAGUGCUGCGACCGCUUAUCUCUGUUAAUUGUUCUCCAAUUUUUGGAUGUUACUGUGGAUGGCGAAUGUCUUCUUUUUGCCGUAGAAGCUAAUGACGCGUUCUCUGUAAGGGUACUUCUUCAUCACGGUGCUCCAAUCAGUUUUCAGAAAAAGUCGGGAGAAAAAGCUGAUUCUCUAAGCAUGGCAUUUAUACUUGGUAACUGUGCAUCAGCAGAAGAAAUUUUGAAAUUCUUGAAUUAUCGCAGUACUCGCAUGCGAGAAUUUAUGCGUAAUCGUUUGCUGGAAUUCAUUAACCAUCAUGAUUAUCGUGCAGUAGAUCUCCUUCUUACUUACGGUGCGAACGUUUAUGACCGAACCGAAAAAGGAAAAUCAGUCUUUCACAAAUUAACCCAGAAUAACGAUCAACAGCUUGCCAUUGCGACUGCAACCAAGUUAUUUGAAAAAACAGUAAUUGUGCCAUCUUUUAUUGAUGCUGAAGAUUAUCGUCAUCGUACUGCCCUCCAGCUGGCAUGUGCGAGAUGCCACUGGAAGCUGGCUGAAUUUUUCCUGCAGCGCGGUGCUACACCAAAAGGUUUGUGGACCAAUAUGAGAUUGCCCGAGUUUUUACGCUCAUACAUUGAUCGUAUUGGAAGGGAGCUGAAAUUACGGAAGUUCCUGUCGAUCUCACGCAAAUAUAUUACACACGACAUAACGAUGGGUCGUGAACGUGUUGCAAUACCACUUGAAAAUGGCACCGAUGAUGGAGCUACGUUGGAUCCUAAUUUUGAAUAUGUAAAUGCUGUUGAUGAUCAUGAUUCAUUUCAAACUCAUAUCGACUUUUCGCUGGCAUGUCGCUGCGCAAACGACUGCCAAAUUGAUUGUCCUUGUUUGGCUCGCUGUACGUAUGAUGCAGAUGGACAUCUUACUAGUCGAGCAGUCGAAUUAGCUGAUAAGGCAGAAUUAGGUGUACUGCUGGAGUGCAGUUCAUGCUGCUUUUGUUCGAAUAAAUGCAGAUCAAGAGUUGCACAAAAAGGUGUUCAUUGCGAACUUGAGAUUUUUCGAACAAGGAAAUAUGGAUGGGCUGUGAGGACCUGUUCCUUGAUAUUGAAAGGAAGUUUUGUAUGCGAAUAUGCUGGUGAACUUAUCUCAGACGCUGAUGCAGAUAGCCGUGAUGAUGACACUUAUUUAUUCGAAAUUGUAGACGAAACGUCAGCCUACUGUAUAGAUGCAAAAUUCAAGGGGAAUGUUUCCAGAUUCAUCAAUCACAGCUGUGAGGCAAAUUUGGUCACUCUUCGAGUUGUAUGGGAUGCAAAUAUACGUCAUUUGCCCCAUGUCUGCUUUUAUGCUAAAAGAGAUAUCCAGCAGGGAGAAGAACUAACUAUCGAUUAUGGAAGUCAGUGGUGGGACGUCAAGUUGAGGAAUUUCCCAUGUCAGUGCGGGUCGAAAUCUUGCAAAUAUACUAAUACGGUAAGAGAAGAAAUACUGCGAAAUGGAUUUCUCACUGCGGAAGAAAGCAAACAACAGGAAGAACCUUCUGAUGGCAAGUUAUAAAACUUUUAUACAGUGAUUAUUUUUUUAUGUGCUUCUCCACUCCUUUUAAUUGAAAAUAAUGUAGAACUUCACACUUGACUUAUUGUUGGAUUCACUAGCGCCAGUUAUUCCAAGAAGUUCCUUUUCUUUUCCAUCACCAUUAUGAAUAGUUCAUUGUGCUGUUGCAG